AAAUAAUUUAUUUUAACAGAGAAGUGGCCGUUAUAUGCAUCUAAACACUCGGUUAUCUUCGUCACGUGACCUAGGCUUAUCAAUUUGACAACAGAGUGACAGUUCUGUCGUACUCGUAUCUGGUAACCCAUACGGGACAAAAUGACCAGCAGUUUCAUGGCUACUGACUCAUCCCAUCGUCUGUCCAUGAACUGAGUGAUUUAAAACCAUCGAAACAGCAUUGGAAACAUUUCUAUGGCGCAACACAGGAUUAUCAACAUGGACCAAGUAUUUGUCAUAGUGUUUGCAUCACUCUGUUUUAUACCAAUUUGUUUUCUACAAAGAAUUACAGUAGAAGGCUACUUUGGACUUGUCAGAAAAAUAUCAUACGAGAUUUUUGACCUGGAAGCAAAUGUUCCAGAGGCUUUUGAUUACUGUAAAGCCAAUGGAAUGGGAUCACCAAAUGCCAGUCCAUUUACAUAUAUGUAUGUCCGGGCAAGGUUACUUGAGUAUGGAUGGCCACAAAACCGCCCUUUACUGACCCCGAUUUACUACCCCAGUGACGCAACCUCCUUUUGGUAUGAUGUGCAUAGAUGCGUCGUAUACAGAAGGAAUGACGGUCUUCUAACCUCUUGGAAUGCCAUUGAUACUUGUGCUAAGAUUGUGAUGGAUCCAUCUAGCGAAUAUGUUUGGGAACCUGUCAACUGCUCGACCAGACUUCCAUUUAUGUGCAACAAGGGACACAAUAUACUAUUCACAUCUAAUGAGACUUAUGUCGGAAAACAAAUCGACAGAAACGUAACGGGGGUGGUGUUUAGUGUUUACGAAAAUAAGACAACACCGCUUGAUUGCGAGACGCAUUGCCUGAAUGCUGCCAGGGCUUGUAUCGCGGUGGAAGUCCUGCAGAUCAAUGAGUCUUACUGGGUGUGUACCGCCGCUCAGAUUCAUUUCCACGAGUUCAUUCAUCGCAACAUGAGUGUUCAGAUGAUUGAACUGAUCCCGGCACCUGACAACUUUACUGUAUAUGUUAAAGGUCUCAACCAGAGUGACGAAGUUAAUAUAAACAACGGAACAUCAUUGCCGUCAGCAACAAAUUUCACAGAGGACAGUUUAAGAUGCAAUUUCAAUUACAAUUUUCCAACGUCAACGGUAGCUCCAAAUUGCAGUUGCGUUUGUUCCUUUCAUAACUAUACGGACGCUGAACUUCAGGCAUGGAUUGAGAAACUCAAGAGUGAACUGCUCCUCAACAAAAGGGCUCUGUCAUCGAAUGCCCGGAAGAAGAUCUCUGCCUCUGACCCCCGGGCCUCAUCACAGGCCAUAGGGAGUCUGGGGGCACUGGUGAUUGUGACAUUCAUCGGAAUUAUAGUUAUACCUGAUAUUCCACUUAUCCUAAAACAAAUUAAACACUUAUCAAAGAGGUAGAGAGUUCUCGUUUUAACGAAGGAAGUUUUCUGGAGCAUUGUGUUCAGACUGUUUUGUGAUAAACACUUUUUUAAUGUGACCAAGUCACUCAACUUUCAUAUAGAAAGGUCUUUUUUUUAAUAGAAAAUUAUAUAAAUCAAGAUAGCCAUAUCUCUUGUCUGUACAUGUGCUCAGAGUUAUCACAGCGUUUAGAAACGGUAAAAUAACGGAUUUGAAUAACACUAUUGCAGAGCUAUUGUGCAUUGUUUCUCGCAACAAUAAGCUUGUUUAAAUUGCCAUGAUGUGACCUACAAAACAUUGUAUUAUUUCUGUCUUCAUUGUGCAAGAUUGGUAAGGAGUGGUCAUGACUAUUGCUGAUUUGCAUUAUUUAAUUUUUUUUUCCAUAUUAAAAUUAUGAAGUGGUUUUUUGUUGUUGUUAUGUUGUUAAUGGUUCUUGUAAACAAUAAAUCUAACUAUUCACAACUUUAA
This is a messenger RNA of Magallana angulata, 1869 nucleotides long. RefSeq lists its product as uncharacterized. NCBI's taxonomy places the organism in Eukaryota, Metazoa, Mollusca, Bivalvia, Ostreida, Ostreidae. The record is from RefSeq and is a predicted model, not a curated record. Bases 235 to 1401 code for a protein of 388 amino acids. The transcript is spliced from 9 exons.